ACAUGCAGCUAAUUGUGAGUGUUCAUGUGCAAACAGAGCUCUGUACUUUGGAGUGAUGGUUCCAGCGUGUGUUUGUGUCAGGAUACCACAGCUGUUUGGAAUGGCACUAGUUUCUUUAUCGGUCUUAUGUUUGCUGCUUUUGGACUUCCAGCUGGGCUAUGGAGCCCCAGCUCCAGCCUCAGGCCCAGUGUUCCUGUCCGGUCAGGCAGCCGACAGCCUUCUGCGGAGACACAAACGCUACAACACUGGAAUGUUUGAGGAGGUGCUGGAAGGCAACUUAGAGAGGGAGUGUAUGAAGGAAGUAUGUGACCUGGAAGAGGCCAGGGAGUUCUUUGAGGAUGAUGCAAAGACAAUGGAGUUCUGGGCGGGAUAUGUAGAUGGCAAUCAGUGUAAAUCAAGCCCAUGUCUGAACCAGGGGUCAUGCAAAGACCACUUGGGCUACUACACCUGCGCAUGUCCUUCUGGCUUCACCGGCUUCAACUGUGAGAUUGUUAUAACAAAACGGUGUGAUGUGAACAAUGGAGACUGUAUGCACUUCUGUGAAUCAAUGGCAACCUUCGGAGCAAAAUGCUCCUGUGCGAGAGGAUACAGGCUGAUGCAGGACGGACUUGACUGUGAACCAGAAGCUGAAUUUCCAUGUGGUAGAACUGCCCUGACGGAGGUAGCAAUACUCACAAGGUCUCUGUUUGACCUCGGUAAUGCAAGCCUGCAGAACACCACUUCACUGACCAGCAACACCACUACUGCAUCCCCUUCCUCAACUCCAGCCAGUACCCCGGCGCCUUCUCUUGCCACAAAUGACUUUGCAGAAAACCGAUCCCCAAAGAAAUUGCCCUGGUGGGUUUACCGUGACGCUGAGGUCCCAACUAAGGAACACCUUAAACGCAUCGUAGGCGGUGAGGUGGUAGUCCCAGGAGAGAUCCCAUGGCAGGUAGCCUUGAUAGCGCGUCCCAGUGGUCAGUUAUUCUGUGGGGGCACUAUUCUUAGCGAACGGUGGGUUAUCACCGCUGCUCAUUGCCUGGUGGAGGCAGCAGGCGCCUUCUUCAUCAGAGUAGGGGAGCAUAACAUCUACAUCAACGAGGGCACCGAGCAGGAUUAUGAAGUGUUGGAGCAGCACAUGCACCCUCGCUACAACGGCAGUGUAAGCUUAUACAACCAUGACAUCGGCCUGCUGUACCUCAAAAGCCCCAUCGACUUCUCCACCACAGUCCGACCCAUCUGCAUAGGGCCCAAGGCUUUCACUGAGACCCUAGUGAGGGAGUCUUCCCCGGCCACGGUCAGCGGCUGGGGCCGAACACGCUUCCUCGGAUUCACGGCUGACAAUUUGCAGAAGGUCGAGGUUCCCUUCACAGACCGGAUGGAGUGUAAGCGGAGCAGCAGUGCCAGGAUCACUCCCGUCAUGUUUUGUGCAGGGUACUAUGAUGAGGCCAAAGAUGCCUGUCAGGGGGACAGUGGAGGUCCUCACACAAAUCGUCUUCAUGACACGUGGUUCCUCACGGGCAUUGUGAGCUGGGGGGAAGAAUGUGCAAAGCAGGGGAAAUAUGGCGUGUACACCCGGUUGUCCCUUUAUUACCGCUGGAUAAACCAUGUUAUGAGUUUAACUAAACACAGGCUGGAAUUUGAACUGGAUGUAGAAGACCCUGACCCUGACAUUUAAAGAUUAUAGAUUUAUCUAUCUCUACUCUUUAAACUUCACAGGAUAUUAGUUAGAUAUACAUAACAAAAAAAUAAAUAAUGUGUAAUUUACAUUGACUGAAUGACUAAUUAUAUACUAAAAUUACUAAUAAUACUAAUAAUUAUAAUUAUUACUAUACUAUUAAUUUCCACUAUACCAGUUAACCACAGAAGCAGUCCACAUUAUAAUAAAAUAAAAUAUAUGGGUAUGUUUACAUUGACGUUUAAAAGAUACUUUUGAUUUGGUAUGUCCUUCUAUACUGUAUUAAAUAAUAUGAAAUAAAUAACAUCAAAUUCAUGUCAAACCUAUAA
Sebastes umbrosus (honeycomb rockfish) is the source of this 1986-nucleotide messenger RNA. It is a transcript of the gene f9a, whose product is annotated as coagulation factor IXa. Gene Ontology annotation, biological process: blood coagulation; proteolysis. The record is from RefSeq and is a predicted model, not a curated record. The transcript has 8 exons. Gene Ontology annotation, cellular component: extracellular region. The coding region runs from base 56 to 1657 and encodes 533 amino acids. Lineage: Eukaryota; Metazoa; Chordata; Actinopteri; Perciformes; Sebastidae. Gene Ontology annotation, molecular function: calcium ion binding; serine-type endopeptidase activity.